AUAUAUAUAAAAGGAAAAAUAACACAGGUUUCUCCUCUUCUAGGCAAUGGCAAAGAAUUCGUGUGGUUCUCUGGGAACCAUGGAGGAGGUCGAGAGGGUGUUCAACAGGUUCGAUAAGAACGGCGACGGCAAGAUCUCAGCCGAAGAGUUCGGCGAGGUGCUCCAGGCACUCGGCUCCACCACGUCUCCGGACGAGCUUACGCGCAUAAUGUCGGAGAUCGACACCGACGGUGACGGCUUCAUUGACCUCAAGGAGUUCGCCGACUUCCACCGCGCUACCGACAGCAACGGAGGCCUUACGGAGCUCCGUGACGCCUUCGACAUGUACGAUCGCGACAAGAACGGCCUGAUAUCCGCGAGUGAGUUGCACGCGGUGUUCAAGAGCCUGGGCGAGAAGGUCACCCUCAAGGAUUGCUCUCGAAUGAUCAGCUCCGUCGACGCCGACGGCGAUGGUUGCGUCAAUUUCGAGGAGUUCAAGAAGAUGAUGACUCGUUCUUAAUCCGUGUUCGGAUCUCACAACAUUGACAUUUCAUUCAAAAAAUCACCAGGAAUCGGUGGAAUCAGCAAAAGUAUUAGCAAAAUUAGGGUUACGAAAUUAUGUUUAGGUUAGAUAUAACAAUGUGAAAAACUGGUUGAUUUUGACUAUAAAAGUCAUUAAUUGCGCGAUUCAACGUCGUCAACUGCCUUCACGGAAAAGCAAUGCGAUGAGGAGGACAGUUACUUGCUUUACGCGUGCUCCGCUAUGCACGAAAUCAUGCUGUUUACUUUUUCUAUCAGACUAAACGUCCUGGGAUCUUUUAUAUCUUUUGUUCGUCAACACGUCUUUCUAUUCCUAGAGCUCCAACUUUAUUGGCACGAUAAAGGUGCUUUGACCACGUUGACCCUUAUAUAUACAUAUAUCAGAGUGUAAUGUGGGGCCCCUUUCCAUUCUUAAAGCUCUCCAACUUUAUUGGCA
Vitis vinifera (wine grape) is the source of this 955-nucleotide messenger RNA. RefSeq names its product calcium-binding allergen Ole e 8-like. The coding region runs from base 47 to 499 and encodes 150 amino acids. The record is from RefSeq and is a predicted model, not a curated record. NCBI's taxonomy places the organism in Eukaryota, Viridiplantae, Streptophyta, Magnoliopsida, Vitales, Vitaceae. Gene Ontology annotation, molecular function: calcium ion binding. The transcript is spliced from 2 exons.